CCGUUGCGUAGAAACGAAGACCGUCGGAGGCUUCAUGCUACAUCUUCAACCGUCUGGACUCUGGAUCCAACCAUCGGGGGAACAACAUGUAUGUAUUGUCCUCGUGUCAUAGAAGAACAACUCACGCGAGACAGGCGGCGACAUGUCGAUGGGUUCCCCGCGGCCACGGCUCAUUCCGCCGCGGGUUCAGUUAGCGGCGCUAGCUAACUGUUAGCUUUGCCUCCUCUGGCGUCUCGGGGCGAACUGCGAGGACGAAGCUGCCGUGGGAGUUUACAGCGUGUGUUCUAACGCCCCGGGGGAUGUUGUCCGGGACGAGGAGCCUCGGUCCAGGGCACCAGGUGGACGUGUCGCACGGCGGAACGUCGGGUCAUGUUCAGGAGGACAACGACGACUGUGACGACCGACGAACAAGCGAAAUGAACGACAGUAAGCCGAACAAGGUGACCGUAACCUCGGCUAACCAAUGGCAAACUAGCUAAAGCUUAUAGUUGUCAAGAAGUCGCCGGAUAGAAGCUCAGGUUGUUAAGUCAUACAUUGAGCUAGACAAGCUUUUGUUAAUACAAUCGUCGCAGUCUAAGCAACAAAGAGAAGAAGAGGAGGAAAAUGGCCGGUGACGCUGGCAGCAUCCCUGAGCUGGACCAGAAGAAAUACGACGCAGACGAACAAGUGAAGAUCAUCUGUCUGGGCGACAGCGCAGUUGGUAAAUCCAAGCUGAUGGAGAGGUUUCUUAUGGAUGAAUAUCGCCCCCAGCAGUUGUCAACCUACGCUCUGACUCUCUACAAGCACACAGCCACUGUGGGAAGCAAGACAAUCGCGGUUGAUUUCUGGGACACAGCCGGUCAGGAGAGGUUUCAGAGCAUGCAUCCCUCGUACUACCACAAAGCACACGCAUGCAUCAUGGUUUUUGACGUUCAAAGGAAGAUCACGUAUAAAAAUUUGGCCAACUGGUACAAGGAGCUGAGGGAGUACCGGCCGGAGAUUCCCUGCUGUGUGGUCGCCAACAAAAUCGACGCUGAUUUGAAGGUGACACAGAGAAGCUUUAACUUUGGGAAGAAGCAAGGUCUCCCAUUUCACUUUGUGUCUGCAGCUGAUGGGACUAACGUAGUGAAGAUGUUCAGAGAGAUGAUUAAGAGAGCGGUGGACUACAAGCAGAACCCCAGCGACUUCAUGGAUGAAGUGAUGCAAGAAUUAGAGAACUUUGACCUAGAGAAGAAGGAAGAUAAUUCAGAAGCCGAUGAAGAUGGACUGAAAGCCGAGAGUCCUGAGUUGGCUUGACAGAUUUUAUUUUACAGUUCCUCCAAAACCCUCUCGUCAUCUCAUGGAUUAUUUAUCCUCCUCUGGAGUUGAUGCUGCAAAAAGAUGACGCUUCACAGUCAAAAUGUCAGAGCUUCUCUGUGACGUACACCGUCUACAGGCAGUUUUUGGUGGUCUGCUUUUAAAAAAAAAAGUUUGAUUGUAACUACCACUGGAGCGUGGCUGAUAAUCAGGUUUCUAUGUCACUGUCCUCCAUCUGUCCAGUGACACUGGCAGGGAAAUAAACCUGGUGGAAUAUUUAGGAAUUAUGUUCAUGUAGCUGCUAAGUUGACAUUGUAAUUCAUACUCUGUCGAACAAUAUCUACUUUUGUAACGGUAGGAAAUCCCACAAUGAAGGUUGACAUUUGCUUAGGCGUGAAAACCAAUUACUUGUUGUCAUGUUAUAUAAAUGUGAAGCGUUCAAAAGUAACUGGCAAAGAGAAUGUGUGAUUAUGUUUUGCUGCUGUUCUCAGUGUUUUUUUUGCUUGCAGUGCCGGCAGGGCACCGUGUAUCUGCCGGCUGCUUUGGUUUCAGUCAUUUUAUGAUGUAAAGUCCUUGAAAUGAAAAUGUGUGUCUCAUUUUACCAUGUAACCAAAUUGUCAUGUCUCUUUUCCAUGUUGGUGUGUGUGUGAGAUUCAGCAGCAGGCAAAGGAGCAGGAAGCUCUCAGAACUUUUCUUAGCGUUGUAAGUGGACGUCAGCUGCAUUGUUCUCUUGUCCAGGUCGCAGCCUUGUGAAAUCUUCAGUCACCUGUGUGCUUUGAGGUGUUGGUGGCUGGUUUGCACAAUUAUUCAUAAAUCAGCUGAAUUGUUGCUAUGAAGAACUUUAAACUAGUUAUGUUUAUGAUGUCUGCAGAAACCAUGUAUGUAUAUUUUCUAUUUAAAUGAGUGUUUUGUGUGGCAUUCACAUUAAAUCUCAUUGGAACAGCUUGAA
Molecule: messenger RNA, 2224 nt
Organism: Scophthalmus maximus (turbot)
Lineage: Eukaryota; Metazoa; Chordata; Actinopteri; Pleuronectiformes; Scophthalmidae
Gene: rabl2
Product: RAB, member of RAS oncogene family-like 2
Exons: 9
Coding region: 604-1275 (223 amino acids)
Cellular component (GO): endosome; Golgi apparatus
Molecular function (GO): GTPase activity; GTP binding
Source: RefSeq, a predicted model, not a curated record